AUGACAGGGCUCUAUGAACGGUUUGUAGCCAAGUGUAAUACUAUCGAGGUACCACAGGCUGAUAGUGAAUUAAAAGAAGACAUCGAAACCCUUAGUGUGAUUUUAAAAGAAGAUGCAUCUAGACAUAAUUUGAAAUAUAUACGGUACAAUGCCAUAAAGGCCCUAUCAUAUUUUACCAUGGAUCCAGACAUGAAAGUCAGGAAGAUUGCUAUCAGUACUAUGGAAGAAUUAUGUGCGAAGGACUCCAAUCUUCUUCCACAGCUUAUCGAUGAUGUCAGAAAUUCUUUACAAAAAUUGGGUCAUCGAGGUAAAGAUGAACAAAAUGGUCUUAAACCGCAACUAGGGUUAGCAUUGAAAGGUGAUAAAAUUAUGAGUGACUGGAAGUCGCAAGGAGGGUUAAAAGACAUUCCAAUUUUCAAUACGAUUUUGUUAAAUUUGCCACGAAAUCAGAUAUCUGAGAAUCUUUGGUGGAUUAGACCAGGCAUAUUAAGUCUGUUAGAUGAUACAACUGAUUUGAGAGGCAUUAAACUCAAUGGAGUGAAGUUACUGGGAACGCUUGUUGAUAGAUGUUUUAUUGAUGUUUCCGACAAGUGGAUUUCCUUCAAGGAGACAGGCCUGUUCGACCUUACGGAGCCCAUGGUUAGAAAUUUAUGCUACUAUUUACCACCUACCUAUUCAAUGGAAGACAGCAUCAGUGUAUUCGAGGCGGUUAUCCCCACUUUACGUUGUUUAUACAAGGCGCAGUACGAUAUAAAGGAUUGCAAAGAUAUGAUUGGUGCCAAGAUACUGUCUCAAAUUCUAUUGCAACAUGUAAUACCGAGAAUUGGUAUACGGUAUGAAAAGCUGAGUGAAUUGGUAAUAUCUGAUAUAAUGUGCCCCAUGAUAAGAUCACUUGGAGAAACUUGCGUGCCCUAUUUACAGAGAAUAAUUUUCACAGUGGGUGAAUAUCUUGUGAGAGAUCCGUUCAUAACCACGUCAAAGAGUCUCGUAAAUGCGAUAAUAAAUGUACUGGAGAGUGUUAUCGAUGCUGCUGGAUACGAUAAUGAAAGAAUUAUUGCACAUCAGUACGAUUUUCUGGCAAUGAUAAUAAUAUUAUUCGAAAAAUGUGAGAAUGAAGGUAUAGUAAACGAUCUAAUCUUGAAAAAACUGAAAGCUCUUGUAUUCAGAUUAAAUCUAAAUGGUAGUGAUAUUGAAAGCAUGAAACAUGAACGUGUGAGAUUAAAUAAACUAUUUAGUUAG
Messenger RNA from Kazachstania africana CBS 2517, 1239 nucleotides. RefSeq names its product Tti2p (gene TTI2). The record is from RefSeq and is a predicted model, not a curated record. The transcript has a single exon. NCBI's taxonomy places the organism in Eukaryota, Fungi, Ascomycota, Saccharomycetes, Saccharomycetales, Saccharomycetaceae. Bases 1 to 1239 code for a protein of 412 amino acids.